This is a messenger RNA of Chelonia mydas (Green sea turtle), 1225 nucleotides long. Its product is annotated as oligodendrocyte transcription factor 3-like. The record is from RefSeq and is a predicted model, not a curated record. The transcript has a single exon. The coding region runs from base 148 to 837 and encodes 229 amino acids. Gene Ontology annotation, molecular function: protein dimerization activity. NCBI's taxonomy places the organism in Eukaryota, Metazoa, Chordata, Testudines, Cheloniidae.
GGACGGGGGGAAGUUUGUCUCCGACCCAGUGCACACGGGCCCCUUGUGACGGCGCCGGGCAGCAGCUGCCCCAGCAGCGGGGAGCCCCACCCCGGAGCCGCUGGCUGGGGGGCGGGGGGGGAAGCAGGUGGCACGUCUGGCUGCCCCAUGGAUUCCGAUGUGGCCUCCACAUCCAGCCGAGCAUCGUCUCCGGAGCUGGAGGAAGCGGGCAGCCCCGAGCUCCCGCCCAGCCGCGUGUUCGAAGCCCGCUGCCGGGAGCCAGGGGCUCCCCAGCGGCGGCCCGGGGAGCCCAGCCCCAGCGGCCCGGCCGGGGGGACGCCCCGGGCCAGCAGGCAGGAGCAGUCGGGCGAGCAGCAGCGGCUGAAGGUGAACAGCCGCGAGCGCCGGCGGAUGCACGACCUGAACCAGGCGCUGGACGGGCUGCGGGAGGUGAUGCCCUACUCGCAGGGGCCGGCGGUGCGCAAGCUCUCCAAGAUCGCCACCUUGCUGCUGGCCCGCAACUACAUCCUCACGCUGAGCAGCUCCCUGCAGGAGAUGAGGCGGCUGCUGAGCGAGCUCCACGCCGGGCCCCGCAGCCACCCGCUGCCCCGGGCCCGCCCCAUGCCCCCCGCCGCCGGGGCGCAGAGCCUGCCCCCCGCCUGCUCCCUGGCAGCCGCAGCUGGGUACCCGGGCUGCCGACCGGCUCCGCGAGAGACUCACCGCACGGCGGCGGGGCCCCUGGGCCCCUUUUACAGACACUACUCCGGCUUGCCCUGCCUCUGCUCCGCGUGCCAGGCCGCACCCCGGGAGCUGCCAAGGGCGGCCGCCGCCCCGUCCUGCCUAAGGGCAAGCAAGUAAGGCCGGAGGCUCACCCUGGCCCCAGAGACCCAACGCCAAGGCGUUAAUAGGGUCAGCGCCGCAGAACGGGCACUGCUCUGACCAGGAGAGUCCUUGGGCUGGGGGUAGCGCUAUCGGUGCCCUUCCAUUUACAAACCUCGCCAGUCUCCUCCUGACCAUGUAACAGACACUUAUCCCCUAAGACUCUACGACAUGCUCUGUAUCCAAACCUGCAGGCAGCAGGAUCCCUAAGACAGUUCCCAAGGCUGGUGAGAGAAGAGCUUGAUUGAGGUGGCCAUUCAGCUGUGACACGUAGCUUUGCCUUUCUUCAGUAGCUGAUGUGAUGCAACGUACCUGGAAUUUUCAUUUUUACUGAUAAUAAAUAUAGUCAUCUUAGUCAAUGGAUUUG